Molecule: messenger RNA, 736 nt
Organism: Loa loa (African eye worm)
Lineage: Eukaryota; Metazoa; Nematoda; Chromadorea; Rhabditida; Onchocercidae
Exons: 3
Coding region: 88-636 (182 amino acids)
Biological process (GO): spliceosomal complex assembly; spliceosomal snRNP assembly
Cellular component (GO): nucleus; SMN complex
Source: RefSeq, a predicted model, not a curated record
AUUUAUGCACUUAUUCUAUCAAGUUUUACGGUGUUUGAACGUGAUCCUCUUUGCUAUCAUUUGACAUAUGUUUUGACAGAAAAUAAUAUGGAAGAAGCAAGUACUUCAUCAGUAUUCAAUUUGUCUGUAUCCGCGAUGUAUCAAUUAUGUGGUCAACCGGUAGCUGUUGAUUUGGUCAAUAAUAAAACUGUUUGUGGUAAUAUAUUCACAUUUGAUCCAAUCAGUCAUUCUGUUGUAAUCAUUGUUUUCGCAUGUAACACAGAGCCAAGAACAGUGAAAAUUGUUCCCGGUAUUUCGAUAAAACAUUUGAGAAAAUUGGAUGAUGAUCAGUUACCGGAUGGAUGCAUUAAAAAAACAUCGGAACUGGAAUGUUGGCUUGGGAAGUUACUUAGAGCAGCACCGCAAUCAUCCAAACAACAAGUUUCAGAGAGACGGAAAAGGUUGAUUGAAUGGUUAGAACAGAAUCAGAUCCGAGUAAAAAGCAAUGAUGACGGAUCAGUCACUGUGUUUGAUGCUGUGCGGAUUGUCGCACCCUUUACGGCAGAGGAUUGUUUUUGUGACAAUGCUGUCAUUUUAUCGAGAAUGAAAAGAUUGAUCUCGAAAGUUCCCGAAAUGAGCACUUCAUCAAGAAUUUAAUUUAUCUGUACAAUUGAUUGAGACUUCAUUUGCUAUUGCUUUUGAUUUUUUUCAUUAUUAUCGUACAUGUGCAGUUGUUAAUAAACACAGAAGAUAUGGA